Molecule: messenger RNA, 875 nt
Organism: Puccinia graminis f. sp. tritici CRL 75-36-700-3
Lineage: Eukaryota; Fungi; Basidiomycota; Pucciniomycetes; Pucciniales; Pucciniaceae
Exons: 2
Coding region: 1-831 (276 amino acids)
Source: RefSeq, a predicted model, not a curated record
AUGACGACGAGGAAGGCGGGUGUGGCGACGGCCAGCGGGGCGAGAGAGCGAUCGCGGGUUCAGACGACGAGGGCGACGGAGGAGGACUUGGGUGGCGGAAGCGACGGGCCGAGUCCGAUGGAGCUGUCGGCGGAGGCCCAGAUGCAGAUCAUCGAGCAGACCGGGAUCCUCGCCCGGAUCCCUCGGCGUCGGCCGGAAGAGCCCCAGCGUCGGGCGGCCAAACCGGCCCCCCUGGUCCAGUUCUCAACCCUCGAACUCGACAGCUUCGCUAAGAGCCUCAAAACCCCAACGAUCAACAACCCCCAUCCCUCCCACGAGCAUGAGGAAGAGCUGCAGGACGACGAGGACGACCAAGAAACCGUCCGCAACCCCAGCCGCGACCGGCCGUCUACCAACGACCAGCAAGACUCCUUGCCCCUCUGGGUCGACCGGGCUUUCGACACCUUCCUUUGGUCGAUCCCGUUCAUGACGGUCUUUGUCUGUCUGGACGUGGCGAUCCAUGCCCAAUAUGGCCAACCGGUGACCAUCAGGAGCGAGCUAGGCAGGAUGGCCAACGUCUACCCCAGUGCGCUCUUCCUGAUCCAUUACAGCCUACAUUACCACGAACAAGUGCUAGCGAACCUGCUCCUCUUCGGCCUCUCGACCAUCGGCGGCUCGUACAUGGUCUACAUCAUGAACCGACUCUCCUACCUCCUCGUCAUGCGUCGCGUCCCCCCGCUUGGCGCUCUGUGGAUCUACGCCGUCGUCCGCAUGCAUCUCUCCCAUGCCGUCCUUAGUCUCCUCCUCGUCGCCCUUUGGGCUUGGAUCAUGAAUCUUAGCUUUUACGUCUAGCGCAACUAUCCUGACUCUUCUCUAUAAUUUAUCUAAAAUUUGAC